Molecule: messenger RNA, 2010 nt
Organism: Microdochium trichocladiopsis
Lineage: Eukaryota; Fungi; Ascomycota; Sordariomycetes; Xylariales; Microdochiaceae
Product: major facilitator superfamily domain-containing protein
Exons: 2
Coding region: 1-2010 (669 amino acids)
Biological process (GO): transmembrane transport
Molecular function (GO): transmembrane transporter activity
Source: RefSeq, a predicted model, not a curated record
AUGACCGACAACACGGCCCAUUCCCAGCACCGGGAGCGGAGGCCUGGCUCCCCUGGCCGGGCCACUGCCGACCACCAGUCGGACCUCGACUCCGACACCACUUUUGGCGGCCACACAGCCAUCGGCCCGACCGUCAACCAGACCGUCGGUGCCCGCGAGCACAACAAGGAGAAACAGGCUGGCCUCCAGGGCAAGCGCGAGAUCACCGAGGAGGAGUGCGAGGACGAGCUCGGCUUCGCCUUCCCCUCGUGGAAGAAGUGGUACAUCCUCACCAUCAUCUUCCUUGUCCAGACCUCCAUGAACUUCAACACCUCGCUCUACUCCAACGGCAUCGGUGGCAUCUCCAAGGAGUUCAAUGUCAGCGAGCAGGCCGCCCGCGCCGGAGCCGCCAUAUUCCUCGUCGCUUACGGUUUUGGCUGCGAGCUCUGGGCCCCGUGGUCCGAGGAGUUCGGCCGCAAACCCAUCCUCCAGGCCUCCUUGUUUCUCGUCAACAUCUUCACACUUCCCGUCGCCCUGGCGCCCAACUUUGGCUGCCUUCUCGCUGGCAGAUUCCUGGGUGGUCUCAGCACGGCCGGAGGCAGUGUGACCUUGGGCAUGGUCGCCGACUUGUACGACAGCGACAACCAGCACUACGCCGUGGCCUACAUUGUCUUCUCGUCUGUGGGCGGCUCCAUCCUGGGGCCUAUUGUCGGCGGCUUUGUCGAGCAGUUCCUCGACUGGCGCUGGACCAUCUGGAUCCAGCUCAUCUUCGGCGGCGCUGUGCAGCUCUUGCACUUGCUCACGGUCCCCGAGACGCGCACGACCAUCAUGCUCGACCGCAUCGCCAAGAAGCGCAGAAAGUCCGGCCAAGACCCCAACGUCUAUGGCCCGGAUGAGAUCGUGCCCUUCCGCGAGCGUUUCAGCUUCAAAGAGCUCAUGUACACCUGGCUGCGGCCGUUCCGCAUGUUCCUCACCGAACCCAUCGUGCUUGUCCUCUCGCUACUGUCCGGUUUCUCAGAUGCCCUGAUCUUCAUGUGCAUCCAGUCGUUUGUCCUUGUCUAUGGCGACCGCUGGGACUUCAAUGCGUACCAGGUCGGUCUGAGUUUCAUCCCAAUCGGCGUGGGCUACGUGAUCGGCUGGCUGGCGUUCAUCCCGUCGUUUGAGCGCAACAAGAAGCGCCGCAUGGCGAACCCCGACGACGAGUACGCGCAAUACGAGUCCCGCCUGAAGCUUCUUCUGUAUCUUGCGCCGUGUUUGCCUCUCGGCUUGAUCAUCUUUGCCUGGACCAGCACGGGUCCCCCAAUUCCGUGGAUCGCCUCGAUGAUUGGCGCCGCCCUCAUCGGCGUUGCCAACUUUGCAAUCUACCUCGCAACGAUAGACUACAUGAUCGCUGCGUACACCGUCUACUCUGCCUCGGCGACUGGAGGUAACGGCUGGGCGCGCGAUGUGCUGGCGGGUAUCCUCACGGUUCCGGCGACGCCCUUCUACACCAAGAUUGGCGCCGAAAAGGGCAUGAACCUGCAGUACGCGUCGACCAUCCUGUUCUGCAUCGCCUUUGUGCUCGUCAUCGCCGUGUACGUCAUCUACUGGAAGGGUCCCGAGCUGCGCAAGAAGUCCCCCUUCGCGCAGUCCCUCGCGGCCGGCAACGCAGAGCACGAGGGCCGCAGGGUCAGCGUGUCCGGGAACGCACGGAGGCGCAACAGCGCGGCGCUCGCGGCCGCGCCCGCCGCAGGGGAUGUCGAGAAAGGUCCCGCCACUACUACACCUCCCACCACUACUGGGCGUGCAGGGCAGCAACAGCAACAGCCGCAAAAGCAUCCCCGGCGUCCUGGCAUGCACUCGGGCGCCACGUCGCGGCACUCGUCGUUCCAGGCUGCGAGCAGGCGGCACUCUCGGGACGUCAGCCGGCGGAGCAGCUAUGCCAAUGCUUCGUCUGGUGCCGAGGACGGGCCGCACGGUGACGAUGAUGAGGACCAUGUCGUGCCGUAUCACCUGGAUCCAAUCGCCUCCGUGCCGACAAGGCAGCCUUGA